UUUAAAUAUCCAAUGCGUAACUGUAAGUAUUUAACGAUUAAAAGUGGAUUUUAUUUAGAAAAUCAAGGUGUAAAGUGAAAGUUUGUUAAAGGAUCUUAUAAAAAAUAAAAAGAAGAGAUAUUUUUUAAAAAUGGUUGAAGACACAAUUCGUGUAGCUGUGCGUAUUAGACCACUUAUAAAAAGUGAAAUAGAUAAGGGAUGUGAAGAAUGUUUAGAUAUAACACCUGGACAACCACAAAUAAUUAUAAAAAAUACAGAUAGAGCGUUUACAUUUAAUUAUGUUUUUACCCCGGAUGUUAGUCAAGAAAACUUUUAUAACACAGCUAUUAAAGACAUGGUGACAAGUAUCUUUGAUGGUUACAAUGUUACUAUACUUGCAUAUGGACAAACAGGAAGUGGUAAAACACAUUCAAUGGGUACUGAUUAUAAUGGGAUGGAAGAUAUGGGUAUAAUACCUCGAGCUAUGCAUGACAUAUUUAAAAUAGUAGCAUCUAAAGAAGAAUGGAACUUCAGAACGUCUGUGUCCUUUAUGGAACUUUAUCAAGAGCAGUUAUAUGACUUAUUAUCAGAUAAACAACGUACUAACAGUAUUGUAGAUAUUAGAGAAGAUAGUAAAGGGAUAAAAAUUAUUGGUAUUACGGAAAAGGAAGUACAAAGUGCAGAAGAAAGUUUAGAAUGUUUGAUUGAAGGAUCUCAAGGAAGAGUAACAGGUUCUACAGCAAUGAAUGCUCAAAGUAGCAGAAGCCAUGCGAUAUUUACAUUACAUAUUCAACAACAAAAAAAAGAUGAUCCCAAUGUAGCGACAACUGCAAAAUUUCAUUUAGUGGAUUUGGCUGGUUCUGAACGUUCUAAAAAAACACAAGCAACUGGAGAAAGAUUCAAAGAAGGUGUUCACAUAAAUAAAGGUUUAUUGGCAUUGGGAAAUGUUAUUUCCCAAUUAGGAGACAAUGGAAAUAAUUCAUAUGUUGGCUAUCGGGAUAGCAAACUGACAAGAUUGUUACAAGAUUCACUUGGUGGUAAUUCUAUGACUCUUAUGAUAGCUUGUGUCAGUCCAGCAGAUUAUAAUAUGGAUGAAACACUUAGCACUUUAAGGUAUGCUGACCGUGCGCGAAAAAUUAAGAAUAAACCAGUGGUCAAUCAGGAUCCAAGAGUAGCUGAAAUUAAUCGUUUAAAUGAAUUAGUACAAAAAUUGAAACUUGCUCUUUUAAAUCAAGAGUCAGAACGAACAUGCUCGAACGAUUAUCAAGAGCUACAAAAGAAGAAUGAAUCAUUACAACAAAAGAUAAGAGAUUUGACAGAAAAAUUAAACGGCAAUUUAAUUAAAAUGGUUUUUAUGCAUGAAAAGACUGAAUUUGCAGAACAAUUACAUGAUAAAAUUAAAGCUGAGAUGGCUUUAGUAUUAGAAGAUUGUAAAGAAUUAUUAGAUAGUUAUAGAGAAAAUUCUGGACAUGAUGACGAAUAUUGUGUUAAAUUAAAAGCUGUAUAUCAAAAGAUUCUUGACAUUCAAACAAAUGAAAAGAAAACGUCAGAAGAACUUUUUAAUCAUGCAAUGUCCCUGGAAUCGAAAUUACCUGUAACAAAAGAUACUGAAAAUGAUGUAGAUAAUGUAACUAGCGAUGGAGAAUUAUCCAAUUGUUUAGAAGAUUUCGAUAAGAAACACGAAGAGCAUACAUCACUUCAAACAGAGAGAAAUAAUCAAGUUCAAGACAUAAAUAGAGAGCUGGCCAUUAAGGAACAUCUUAUAACUGAACUUUUAAAAAAUUCUUCACACGUUAUUGAAUAUUCUAAAGAAUUGCAAGACAUGGAACAAGAAAUCAAAACGCUUCAAGCUGAAAAGGAUGAACUUUUAAUAGCAUUGCGCAAUGCUCAAACCAGUAAUAUUAGCUCGAAAUUAGCAGAAAGUCGUCGUAAAAAGGUACAAGAGUUAGAAAAAAAGAUCGCGGCAUUGAGUCAACAAUGUUUGGAACAAAGUAAAACGUUAAAGGCAAAAGAGAAAUUACAACAGCAAAUUAAAAAUUUAACAAAUGAAAUUCAAUCUUUAAAACAAGCUCGUGUUAAAUUAGUUAGACAAAUGCGUAGCGAUGCAGAUAGAUUCGCAGAAUGGAAACGAGUUAGGGAAAAAGAACUUCACAAGUUAAAGGAACAAGAUCGAAAACGAGCUAAUCAAAUGGCAAAAUUAGAAAUGCAACAUAAUAAACAACAAAACGUAUUAAAGAGAAAAAUGGAAGAAGCUCAUGCAGCUAAUAAAAGAUUAAAGCAAGCACUUGAAGUACAAAAGAAAGCAAUUCAAAGAAAGGAGCAAAAGUUUAAUAACAAAAAUGAUAUUCAAUCAUGGGUGAGACAAGAACUUAAUAUAUUAUCAAGUACUGUUGAUGCAGAAAAUUCACUUCAAAAAUUAAUAAGUGCCAGAGAAUAUUUAAAAUGUCAAUUAGAAGAACUUCAAACUGAUCCGAAUGUAGAUGAGGCAGAACUAGUAGAACUUACUGAAUUUUUAACUUUGCGUAAUACACAAAUACAAGAUUUACAACAAAAAAUUAACGAAGCAAAUGAAGAAAAUAGAGCAAGUAUAAAAAUGAAUACAAUACAAACUUUUACUGAUGCAAAAAUUGCCAUUAAAUAUCUUUUCGACGUCACUGUAGAAGAUAGGAAAAAGCUUAUGGAAAAAUAUACGAUUUUGCAAAACAAUUUGGAUGAAUGUCGUCAAAGAGAAGAAAGACUGAAACAAGAGAUAGAAACUUAUAAAGAUCAAUUAAAUCAAUCUAAGAAAAAGGUUCUAAAAGAGAAUAAUUUCAUGAAAGACAAUGAGUUUUCAAUUAUGAAUACACCAAAAAUACAAAAGUUAUCUUCACAAUAUUUUGAGAACUCCUUUGGAUCAGAUGAUAGUUUCGUUGAAGAUGACAUAGAAAAAGAUCCAGAUUGGACUCAAACUCCACUUUAUAAUAGAAUACGAAAGCUUUUGGAUACAACAAAAAAUACUAGGCUAUCUAUAAAAUGUCAAUCCGAUGGAGAAGUGAAAUGCGCUUGUAAAACAAAGUGCAUCACUCGCCUCUGUUCGUGUCGCAAAAAUAAUCGUAUAUGUAAUAAUUGUCAAUGUAAUCCGGACUUCUGUCAAAAUAAUGAUAUAAACAAACUGAACCAUUCAUAUUUCCGAGACUAUGCAGAAGAGGAUCAAGAUGAAAAUUUAAUAAAGAAACCAAGAUUAAUUAAAUAACUGUCAGGUAACAGUUUUUUUUUAAAUCUUUCUAAAUAUAUUUUCAUCUCAAUAAUAAUAGUUGCACUAUCCAUAACUAGUUGAUAAAUUACAUUGUUUAUAUUGUAUAUAUUGUUCUUAUUUAUUAACAGAUUGUAUAUAUCGUUUCUAUAUCACAUAUGUUGAUUUUUUUAAUCACAUUGUUCAUAUUGUUUUUAA
Molecule: messenger RNA, 3409 nt
Organism: Vespula pensylvanica (western yellowjacket)
Lineage: Eukaryota; Metazoa; Arthropoda; Insecta; Hymenoptera; Vespidae
Product: chromosome-associated kinesin KIF4-like
Exons: 13
Coding region: 131-3211 (1026 amino acids)
Biological process (GO): mitotic spindle organization; microtubule-based movement
Molecular function (GO): microtubule binding; ATP binding; microtubule motor activity
Source: RefSeq, a predicted model, not a curated record